AUGAUAAAUAUAAUAAUUGAGAAGGGAAACCAUCAUACCGUACAACAAAUUGGCUAUAGUAGGGAAAUAAAGAACAAUAAAAUGGGAAAGAAUUUGAGCAUUGUAACAAUUUCGUUGCAAUUGUUGUUGGCAUCCACCAGUGCCGGGCAAGUCUUUGACGUUAAAUCAUAUGGAGGACAACCUAAUGCCGAUAUCACCCAGGCUUUGACAAAAGCUUGGAAAGCUGCAUGCGCAGUAGCAGGAUGUAAAGUUGUGAUUUCAGCAGGGACAUACAAACUAGGUGCAGUGAGUUUAUUAGGUCCAUGCAAAGGUGCUAUUGAGUUUCAACUUCAGGGCACCCUACAGGCCCCAUCAAACGUUGGUAAAGACUUUUGGGUUUCUUUUAAACGUAUCGACAGUCUCAUUGUGUCAGGUGGUGGAGCUUUUGAUGGCAAAGGACAAACAGCAUGGCAAAAAAAUAAUUGUGCCAAAAAUUACAACUGCAAAACACUUCCUAUCAAUAUAAGGUUCGAUUUCAUCACAAAUUCAAUAGUCCGUGACAUUCAAUCGAAGGACAGUAAAUUUUUCCACAUAAACGUUUUUGGAUGCAACAACUUGCAAAUCCAACAUGUUACCAUAACUGCACCCGGAGAUAGCCCCAACACCGAUGGAAUCCACAUCGGACAUUCAUCUAAGAUCACCAUCACCAAUGCCAAAAUUGGAACAGGUGACGAUUGCGUCUCCAUUGGUGAUGGAGCCCAAGAUGUUACUGUUAACCAAGUAACUUGUGGACCUGGCCAUGGUAUCAGCGUUGGAAGUCUUGGAAGAUACCAGAAUGAAGAACCUGUUUCAGGAAUCAGAAUAAUUGGUGGCACCCUUAGCAAUACAAAGAAUGGUGUUAGAAUCAAAACAUGGCCUUCUUCCCCUCCUGGGACUGCUUCUGAUAUGCAUUUCGAGAAUAUUAUCAUGAACAAUGUUGCCAAUCCUAUCCUCAUUGAUCAAGGCUACUGCCCAAACAAUCAAUGCUCAAACAAGUCUCCCUCGAAAGUUAAGAUCAGCAACGUUAGCUUCAAGAACAUUAGAGGCACUUCUUCAACAAAGGAAGCUAUGAAGCUUAUUUGCAGUAAAAGUGUACCAUGCCAACAAGUGGCGGUUGCUGGCAUUGAUCUCGUAUACAAGGGAGCAGGAGGAUCUGCUACUUCCACUUGUGUUAAUGUCAAGCCCACCGUUUCGGGCAAACAGAAUCCUCCUGCUUGUACCAGCAAACAAUAA
Messenger RNA from Quercus robur (English oak), 1251 nucleotides. RefSeq names its product exopolygalacturonase-like. Bases 1 to 1251 code for a protein of 416 amino acids. Gene Ontology annotation, molecular function: polygalacturonase activity. NCBI's taxonomy places the organism in Eukaryota, Viridiplantae, Streptophyta, Magnoliopsida, Fagales, Fagaceae. Gene Ontology annotation, biological process: carbohydrate metabolic process. The record is from RefSeq and is a predicted model, not a curated record. The transcript has 5 exons.